GACAUGAUGACUGAACAGCACGGUGACCAAUCAGACCCUCGAUGGGCCGGGCUCCAUAUUUGUCCCAGUGCCGCACGGGCCCUCAAAGUUUGUUUAUUCGCGGAAUGCAGUGUGCGAUGAAAACGUGUUAGUAAGUAACCCCCCACCCUCCUCCCUCCCUCUCAUCUUUCUGCUAAGAAUAAUCAAAUGAAAGUGGCUGGGACGUCGGAUCGCACUGUGGACCUUUUUGGGAACGCGUACCGGUGCCAUUUACGCACGGAACAUGCUGGUGCGCUGCUGCGCCUGGGCGCACAGAGAGAGUCGCUCCAAACUCUGCAGAGUCUAGGCGUCCGUGCUCGGCACCGACAGCGCUGACCGAACGACCGACUUGAUAUUAGAGAAAGAUAAACAGAGAAAGGACUACGGAGCUGAAGAGAACAAGAAAGUUGUUCCGGGAGCGCGAUAUCGGGAGUUUUGAGUUCCCAUCGUCCGGUCAGUCGACAAAGUAAGAAAGAAGAGGAAAAAAGUGUUCACUGCUUGAUGAAUGUGAACAACUGAGAGAUACUGUCGCAGGCGUGGACUCGAGAUGCUGACAUUCCCCUGUAGUAGUCGAGAUAAGCCGUGACUUGACUCCCACAAGGGGUUAAACCGUGUCUGAGGGCAGUUUGGAAGAGCCAGCCUUUCUCCACCGUCCGGACCGACUCAUUGGGUGGGAGCAGAGAGAGACAAGAGUCCCCAGCAAAUCAGGAGCUAAUUGAUUAAAGAGACUUCAUUUGAAUAGGAGGGGGGCUGGCCAGGUGCCAAUCGCCUUUCAAAGAAGCCCCCGUAUGAUUAAUCGCACAGCAUUAUUGAUAAUCAUAACGGGGCACAUGCGCGGUGGAUGGGCUCGCUUUUUUACGUAAUUUUUGAGAGGGUUUUUGUCGUCAUUUUUUCUAUUCUCUGCUCGCUGAUGUGCCAGCCAGCAUGUCGCGGAGGAAACAAGCGAAGCCGCAACACUUCCAGUCCGACCCUCAGCUGCCUUUAGCGGAGCACAAUGGGGAGACAGAACUUUGCUCAGAGGACCCCCCCUGCAAGGAGUCAGACGCCCAUGUCUGUAACAGAUGUUGUGCAGAGUUUUUUGAAAUAUCAGAUCUCGAGGAACACCAGAAGAUUUGCACUAAAAAUCAGUUAGUUCUGAUAGUGAAUGAAAAUCCCGUCUCUCCCACCGAAAGUUUCUCACCCGGGUCUCCCCCUCAUAAUCCUGAUGACCAGAUGAAUGACACAGCUAAUAACACUGAUCAAACAGAGGGCAGUGAUCUUUUGGAGCGUAACACACUUGAGAAAGACGAAUCCAUGGAUGUGGACAUUUCCGGAAUGAGCAGUGGCCACGAAGAAGAGGGCAGUCACACAGAGAGUGGGAGCCCCACCAUCAACACAGUCAGCAACAGUGGUGGCAGAGUCACCGCAGGUCCAGCAGUGGGUACUUCAGCCAUUUCUGCCCCCCUCCCUCAGCUGAGUAAUCUAACUGAACUGGGAAAUUUCUCCAUGAUCAACAGUAAUGUCAUAAUAGAAAAUCUCCAGAGCACCAAAGUGGCUGUUGCACAGUUCUCUCAAGAGGCCCGUUCCACUGGGGCCCCCCGGGUGGCAGUGCCAGCCCUGAUGGAGCAGCUACUAGCUCUGCAACAACAACAGAUACACCAGCUGCAGCUUAUCGAGCAGAUUCGCCAUCAGAUACUUCUGCUGGCCUCUCAGUCCCCAGAAAUGCAGGUGCCUCCAACCUCUGCUCCAGGCACAAAGGGGCCCACUGCCAGCCCACUGACCACACUCAGUUCACAUCUCUCCCAACAGCUGGCUGCAGCCGCAGGCCUAGCGCAGAACCUCGCUAGUCAGUCAGCCAGUAUUAGCAGCCUAAAGCAGCUGGCUGCAGCAGCACAGCUACCUCAGGCCAACCCAAACACCACUGAGACAUCUCAAAGCAUUAGCACACUGGGGACGGCAACAGUCAACACCCAGUCCUCUGACAAAAGGCCGAGUCAUGUUAGCAGUAUGAGCAGCCUUCACUCUCAGCUCAGCAGCACCUCAAUACCUAAGUCAUCCACACCAGCAUUUGGAAUAGGUAGCUUGUUAAGCUCCGCAGUGAAUCCCCUUCUACCUCAGCCCCCUCCCGGAAACCCCAUGUUCUCCAGUUCUCUGCCGAGUGUUGGCACUACUGUAGAGGAUCUCAACUCUUUAGCAGCAUUGGCCCAGCAGAGGAAAGGCAAGCCACCAAAUGUCAACUCAUUUGAACACAAGAGCAGUUCCGAUGAUGCUUUUUUCAAGCAUAAGUGUCGGUUCUGCGGCAAGGUAUUUGGGAGUGACAGUGCCUUGCAAAUCCAUCUGCGCUCACACACUGGUGAGAGACCGUACAAGUGUAAUAUCUGUGGCAACCGCUUCUCUACCCGCGGUAACCUGAAGGUGCAUUUCCAACGUCAUAAAGAAAAAUACCCGCAUAUUCAGAUGAACCCUUACCCUGUUCCUGAGCAUUUAGACAACAUACCAACUAGUACUGGCAUUCCAUAUGGCAUGUCUUUGCCCCCUGAGAAACCUGUUACCAGCUGGUUAGACAGUAAACCAGUUCUGCCUACUAUGACUUCCUCUGUUGGCAUGCUGCUGCCACCAACCAUGCCCAGCCUUCCCCAUUUCAUUAAAAAGGAAGACCAUUCAGUAGCCAUAACUAGCCCUUCUGCUACCGCAAGAAGUGACUCAGGUGCCGCUGAGCCUCCAGCUAAAAACAAUGACGACGUGUCUGAAGAGGGUGAAGGUGCAACUCUGCCUACCUCAAAUGGGAAAACUGAAGAGGGAAGCCACUCCUCGGGCUACAUGACAAACGUAAGCUCUGCUUCGGAGCGCAUAACUGAGUAUACAACAUCCAACAGUCCACCCAUGAUGACCAACCCACUCAUGCCGCUUAUGUCUGAUCAGUUUAAGGCUAAGUUCCCAUUUGGAGGCAUUUUAGAGCCUCUCCAUGGGUCAGAGACCUCCAAGCUACAGCAACUUGUGGAGAACAUUGACAGGAAGGUGACAGAUCCGAACGAAUGUGUCAUCUGUCACAGAGUACUGAGCUGCCAAAGUGCUCUGAAAAUGCACUACCGCACUCAUACAGGAGAAAGGCCGUUUAAGUGUAAAGUCUGUGGCAGGGCUUUCACCACUAAGGGUAAUCUCAAGACCCACUACAGCGUCCAUAGGGCCAUGCCUCCACUUAGAGUCCAACACUCCUGUCCUAUUUGCCAGAAGAAGUUCACAAAUGCUGUGGUUCUGCAGCAGCACAUUCGUAUGCACAUGGGUGGGCACAUUCCCAACACCCCUCUGCCAGAGAAUUAUCCAGAGUCCAUGGCCUCUGACACUGGCUCAUUUGAGGAGAGAAACUUUGAUGACCUGGACAAUUUCUCUGAUGAUAACAUGGAAUUAAUGGAGGAAGGCCCAGAUAGCAGUGUUCCAGACACACCCAGGUCAGCUGAUAUUUCCCAUGACAGUCUGUGUAACUCCCCAGCUCUGGCUGAAAUGGUUAACCAUGAAGGCGAAGACAGAAAUGGCCCAGAGAAUGCUCACAAUAAUGCAACAGAGGAGCUUCAUGCUAACCACAUGAAGGCCACAGCUAAUGGCUUAGUUGAAGGGGAUUGCCUCACCAAUGACUCCUCGUCGAUGGGAGGGGACAUUGAAAGCCAAAGCGCCGGGAGCCCAGCUGUGUCAGAAUCUACCUCCUCUAUGCAGGCGCCAUCCCCCACUAGCAUGCAGCCACAAGUUCGUAAAUCCCCAAGCCUUGAAGAAAGGCCGCAAAGGAUUUUAUCCUUGGAGCCAACUAGUGCAAGCCCGUUACACUCUCAUCCCUCCAACAUCGGAGCACUGGACCUGACAUCUGUCAAUCCCUCAAAAGACCCCAUGGGCAUGAUUUUCCCCUUCCGUGAGCGAAGCACCAUUAGAAACACAUCCUGUGACAUUUGUGGGAAGACAUUUGCUUGUCAGAGUGCCUUGGACAUUCACUAUCGAAGUCAUACCAAAGAACGUCCAUUUAUUUGCACGGCCUGUAACAGGGGGUUCUCCACCAAGGGCAACCUUAAGCAGCACAUGCUAACCCAUCAAAUGAGAGAUCUGCCCUCACAGCUCUUUGAGCCUUCAAACACCAGCCUGUCCUCCAGCCCCACCCCUUCUCUCCUCUCCGUCAUCCCUCAUAACAAACCUGAGGUCAACGGCUUCCUGCACGUCCUCCAUCCAGAGAAGGACAUGGCUCCAGGUUUAGUCACAUCAUCUGCCUCCUCUUCUCCUGUGCUUUCUGCCGCUCCACCACGCAGGACACCUAAGCAACACUUCUGCAACGCCUGCGGGAAAUGCUUUUCCUCUGCCAGUGCUCUUCAAAUUCACGAGAGAACUCACACAGGAGAGAAACCCUUUGCCUGCACUAUCUGUGGUCGGGCAUUUACCACCAAAGGAAACCUCAAGGUUCACAUGGGCACGCACAUGUGGAACAGUGCUCCAGCCAGACGAGGCCGCAGGCUGUCUGUGGAUGGGCCAAUGGCCUUCCUGGGUACCAACUCUGUUAAGUUUCCUGAGCUCUUCCAGAAGGACAUGGCAACAAGAACGAGCAACGGAGACCCCACCAGUUUCUGGAACCAGUACGCCGCAGCUUUCUCUAACGGCCUUGCUAUGAAGACAAAUGAAAUCUCCGUCAUCCAGAAUGGAGGCCUCCCACCAAUGUCAGGAGGUGUGGGAAACGGGGGUAGCUCUCCAAUCGGUGGUCUGACCGGCAGCCUAGAUAAGCUGCACAGCAUGGAGCCCAACGCUGCCCUGGCUGGUCUGGAGAAAAUGGCCAACACGGAGAACGGGGCCCACUUCCGUUUCACGCGGUUCAUGGAAGACAAUAAAGAAAUUGUCACCAGUUAAAGUGUACGUCCUGAGCUGCAGGCACAGACACAUGAAGGUGCCUGAAGGCAUCUACUGUAUACAUAUGUAAAAGAAAAGAAAGAGAACAAGACAGGGACUAAAUCAAAAGAACUGGUUCGCUCACCAUUAAAUCUUUACAACCACAAGUGUGAAGACAACUUGCUUUUUUUGUACAAUGUACAUGUUAUAGUUUUAAGGAGCUUAUUUAUUAGUGAUAAUAGCCUUGCUUGGAACCACGUGGAAGCAUUAACAGUUAGGUUUUUGUUUGUUUAAGCCAGAAUGGGUAUAUAUGGGUGCUUAAAGAUGUGCUUUUGAAAUUUAGAAUAUCUGGGUAGAUAACCUGACCUUGGCAUUAAGUUAUUUUCUGUCUGUAGUUGCUAUAACCCAACUGAUGUUCAUGUGAUGCAUUAGCCCUGUAAUAAGCAAACAGUUUUGCUGUAAAUAAUGUACACUGAUCUUCUGUAGAUGGUCUAACAUCCGUGUCCAUGCAUCCCCCACUCCCCGUUCCCCUUAUCAAAACAAAAUCAACAUUUUCAGGCGAGGGACUUAAAAUGCUGUAGUUCCUUUUCUUUCUGAACUUCUAUUUACCUGUAUUUUAUUUAAGAAAGACAACACAUUGAAGUUUGCUAUAUUUCAAGGGUUUCUUUAGUGUUAACCUGUUUUGUUGUUACUGUGUUUCUGUGUAUUGUACCUUUUUUUUUUUGUUUACUUCUUUAUUUCCCACUCAAUUUCUAUCUCUUAUCUUUUUUGUGGCUCGUAUUUCUGGUGUUGUUGAAAGCAAGUCAGUUGUUAAAGGGGGAACAUUCGGUCUGGCCUCUACCCUGGUCAUUGGGAAGUAAGACAACCAAUCAAAUGAGCAAGAUUGCUUUUAGUUUCUCAGCUGGACACUCACAUUGCUGCUACAGUAUGUCCCACCAUCAAGAGUGACAUCAAGUGAAAAGUUGUAGUGUUGAAACUUCUGUAAAUUCAAUCAUUCAGAUGUGGAAAUACAAACAAACAAACAAACAAAGAAAAAAAGAAAAGGUACAAAAGACAUAUGAGAGAGAAGUCCACCACAGGCAGGGACAGACUAAAUGAUAGUGUUUUUAUAAAUAUAAAUAUAUAUAAGGGGUUUGAAAAAACCUUUGGACUGUUACAUGCACUUUCCUGGAAAGUUGGAAGAUCUUUAUUGGGUCCAGUUUCUCUACACUUUAAUACCUACUAACAACUAAGAUACUGUAAUUCUUUACUCAAGUAAUCAAAUACAUCAGUUUUCCAAAAGAA
This is a messenger RNA of Cynoglossus semilaevis (tongue sole), 6138 nucleotides long. It is a transcript of the gene sall1a, whose product is annotated as spalt-like transcription factor 1a. The record is from RefSeq and is a predicted model, not a curated record. NCBI's taxonomy places the organism in Eukaryota, Metazoa, Chordata, Actinopteri, Pleuronectiformes, Cynoglossidae. Gene Ontology annotation, molecular function: RNA polymerase II cis-regulatory region sequence-specific DNA binding; DNA-binding transcription factor activity, RNA polymerase II-specific. The coding region runs from base 943 to 4875 and encodes 1310 amino acids. The transcript has 3 exons. Gene Ontology annotation, cellular component: nucleus. Gene Ontology annotation, biological process: regulation of transcription by RNA polymerase II.